AUGAGACAAUUGACAGAUUCGUCGCCAAAAGCCGCUAGCACGAGCACUAUAACGCCAGGAACCAUAUUACUUACGGUACAUUCUUUCACAGCCCGAAGCCCAGAUGAGCUCAGUCUUGAGAAGGGCGAUAGAGUUGAGCUUGUCGAAAGGGAUGAUGACUUCGGCGACGGAUGGUUUCUUGGACGUCACAUGUCUACUGGCAACGCUGGACUGUUCCCAGAAGUCUACACAGUACCCGCGUCAGCACUGGCCCCAAAGGAACGCAAUUUUAUCAUGCGUAAACAAGGUGCAGAUACGAAACAAGCCGCACAUCCUUCGAUAGACCUUCUCGCCCAAGAACUGGAUGAGUUCCGCACGGCUUGGGAAGCAGAUAUGGAGCCGCCUGGUCUUCAGGUACAAAGUCCAACUUCAACGCUCCCUGAUGAUGGACCAGUGUCAGGUGAUUUUGGCGCGGAGUAUCGAGCUCUGGUCGAUAAUGCUUAUGAGGCUUCAAUAGAGAAUGAGGCCGACGUGAACGAUGAAGGUAGCUCUGAGCUCCAAGCAACUCAGAAGGAACCAGGCGAGAAAGGAUUGGACGGUACGACAGGUGCUCUGUCUCAAGUUGCUAGGAUGUCGGCAUUUGCCUGA
Molecule: messenger RNA, 627 nt
Organism: Fulvia fulva
Lineage: Eukaryota; Fungi; Ascomycota; Dothideomycetes; Mycosphaerellales; Mycosphaerellaceae
Exons: 3
Coding region: 1-627 (208 amino acids)
Molecular function (GO): protein binding
Source: RefSeq, a predicted model, not a curated record